Molecule: messenger RNA, 460 nt
Organism: Rhizophagus irregularis DAOM 181602=DAOM 197198
Lineage: Eukaryota; Fungi; Glomeromycota; Glomeromycetes; Glomerales; Glomeraceae
Cellular component (GO): cytoplasm
Molecular function (GO): protein binding
Source: RefSeq, a predicted model, not a curated record
AUUUCUUUCAUUGAAAAUAAAAAAAUUUAUAAUGGUCGAUUAUGAACUUUUACCAAACUUAUCUGAAAAUUUACUUGGAACUUUAAACAAUAAUAAUGAAUAUCAUGAUAUUAUAAUUGAAGUUGGAAACGACCCUAACGUAAAAACAUUUCGUGCUCAUAUGAUUAUUUUAAAUUGUCGUUCUCCUUAUUUGCAAAGAAUAUUAUCAACUAAUAAAAAGAGUGAUGAUGGGGCUUUGGUACAUAUUAAAUUAACAGAUAUUUCUCCUGAUAAUUUUGAUAUAAUCUUAAAAUAUAUUUAUGGAGGGAGGCUUUCUUUGAAAGAAUAUGAUACUUCAGUUAUCAUUAAAAUCUUGGUUGUUGCCAGUAAACUUGGUCUCAAAGAAUUAACUCCAUAUUUGGAAUCUUUUUUGAUUGAAAAUAAAGGAAACUGGAUGGAGCAAAAUUUUAAUAUUAUAUAU